Messenger RNA from Cavia porcellus (domestic guinea pig), 1097 nucleotides. RefSeq names its product LSM5 homolog, U6 small nuclear RNA and mRNA degradation associated (gene Lsm5). The transcript has 5 exons. Gene Ontology annotation, cellular component: U6 snRNP; Lsm1-7-Pat1 complex; U4/U6 x U5 tri-snRNP complex. The record is from RefSeq and is a predicted model, not a curated record. The coding region runs from base 556 to 873 and encodes 105 amino acids. NCBI's taxonomy places the organism in Eukaryota, Metazoa, Chordata, Mammalia, Rodentia, Caviidae. Gene Ontology annotation, biological process: mRNA splicing, via spliceosome. Gene Ontology annotation, molecular function: RNA binding.
AGUGCUGGAAGCUCAGGCCCGGUGUUAAGAAGCGGCUCCCUCUCAGCAUUUAGAGCUCUCAAAUUAUUCUGGCCUGUUGCGUAUUUGGCUGAUUGAAAGUAGAAAGAAACUGAAAAGAGACAGGUUAGGGUUAGGGUGGCAACUCGUCCUGUUUUCAUCCAUACUUCCAUCCGUCCAUCCAUCCUACAAGCAAUUCGCAUAUCAUGGCCGGGACUGUUUAACAAUGAGUUUAAACCCUCGCCAUUGCUUAAAAACAAUGGCACAGCCGUUAAACAUCAGGCUGGAUUACGCUGUUGAGCUGGCUAAAGAUGUCGAAGACUUUAGCGCAGAAGAUAGACUUCCUAGGAUGAGGGGAGAAAGUGAGAGGAAAGUUUUUGGUGAAGAUAACUUACUGUAAUGUUUUGUAGCUGGUGAAGAAUGAUUUAGUUCUUAGAUGUGGUUGUAAUUGAAAAGCUUACUCCUGCAUAUGGCAGAUUUUUGGAAUGCCUAGUAUAUGCCACAUUCUGUGUAUUGGAGAAACAGUUAUGAGCAAAAGUAACCUUGGUCUUUGCCCAAAUGGAGUUAGCAGUGUUGUGUGUCUUUCUGUGUUACUCAAGUAAAGAAGGAAGCCCCAACCAUAUAAGUAAAUUGCUACAAAGAAGAGAGCUUGUGGACAAAUGUAUAGGAUCAAGAAUUCACAUCGUAAUGAAGAGUGAUAAGGAAAUUGUUGGCACUCUUCUAGGAUUUGAUGACUUUGUCAAUAUGGUGCUAGAAGAUGUCACUGAAUUUGAGAUUACACCAGAAGGAAGAAGGAUUACUAAAUUAGAUCAGAUCUUGCUAAAUGGAAAUAAUAUAACCAUGUUAGUUCCUGGAGGAGAAGGACCAGAAGUAUGAAUGGAUUUUUCUCGUGGGUUCCGUUUUGUCUUAGAAUGGCAAGAAAAUAGAAUUUUAAAAAAUCUUUUAAUGUUUAGAUUCUAUAAAUCUUAAGUUUCCCGUUAAAGGGAAAUGCUUUGAAGAUGUAUUGUAUACCCAUUUUCUAAGUUAAUCAUGAUUGUCUUGGAAAAAGAGAAAAGGUGUUUGUUUUUUGAAGACUAAAAAAUAAAGAUGUUUUUGGUUAA